GUCCUCACAGAACCGCUCGGCUGUUGGAUGGGCGGAGCUGCGGCGGCGGCGUAGGGUUGGCAGGCAUGUUGGCGCUCUAAUCGCCGCAGCUGGUCGGCGUGAGGGGCUCCAGGGCUCUGGGCAGGGAAGAUGGCGUCUCGGGCAGGCCCGCGAGCGGCCGGCACCGACGGCAGCGACUUUCAGCACCGGGAGCGCGUCGCCACGCACUACCAGAUGAGUGUGACCCUCAAGUAUGAAAUCAAGAAGCUGAUCUACGUGCAUCUGGUCAUAUGGCUGCUGCUGGUUGCCAAGAUGAGCGUGGGGCACCUGAGGCUCUUGUCGCAUGAUCAGGUGGCCAUGCCCUAUCAGUGGGAGUACCCCUAUUUGCUGAGCAUUGUGCCCUCCCUCUUGGGCCUCCUCUCCUUUCCCCGCAACAACAUUAGCUACCUGGUGCUCUCCAUGAUCAGCAUGGGGCUCUUUUCCAUCGCUCCCCUCAUAUAUGGCAGCAUGGAGAUGUUCCCUGCUGCACAGCAGCUCUACCGCCAUGGCAAGGCCUACCGCUUCCUCUUUGGUUUCUCUGCCGUCUCCGUCAUGUAUCUGGUGUUGGUGCUGGUGGUCCAAGUGCAUGCCUGGCAGUUAUACUACAGCAAGAAGCUCCUAGACUCUUGGUUCACCAGCACACAGGAGAAGAAGCGUAAAUGAAGCCUGCUUGAUGAACUACUGUGUGAGGUGAAGCCUGGGCCUCCCAUCCAGUGGAGUGAGAGGGUAGAGGAGCUGUUCUAAAACCUCCUUCGGUGAUUUUGGCAGCUGCAAUGUUGGCAACUAGUGCAAACUAGGCCCAAGUUCUGCAAAGCCCCUUCUGUUGCAAUCAGCUGGUAGCAAAACUAUGUUUAAUUUACUCCUGGUUGGUGGAACUGGGUGAUCGGCAGCUGUGAAACAAAUUUCAGCUGGUUGAAGUUGAGAUCCUUCUGAGUUUUUCAUCCUUGCCUCUUGGUCAUUGUCUCCGCUUCCAUCCAUCACCCCUUAGCCACCGAGACUGAAGGAGAUAGGGAAUAAAUCACAGUCUACUUCAAUCAAUGAGUCAUGGGGCAGGAAACAUUUGAGAGGCUGCUCCCCUUGCAGGCUGUGGUCUCUACUGUGAAGCGUUUUAAUUAAAAAACCUCAAUAAAGUUACAACUGCCUUGUC
Balaenoptera acutorostrata (minke whale) is the source of this 1165-nucleotide messenger RNA. RefSeq names its product jagunal homolog 1 (gene JAGN1). The transcript has 2 exons. Lineage: Eukaryota; Metazoa; Chordata; Mammalia; Artiodactyla; Balaenopteridae. Gene Ontology annotation, cellular component: endoplasmic reticulum membrane. Gene Ontology annotation, biological process: granulocyte colony-stimulating factor signaling pathway; endoplasmic reticulum organization; vesicle-mediated transport. The record is from RefSeq and is a predicted model, not a curated record. Bases 130 to 681 code for a protein of 183 amino acids.